Eutrema salsugineum is the source of this 1097-nucleotide messenger RNA. RefSeq names its product myb-like protein X. Lineage: Eukaryota; Viridiplantae; Streptophyta; Magnoliopsida; Brassicales; Brassicaceae. The coding region runs from base 24 to 1097 and encodes 357 amino acids. The transcript has 2 exons. The record is from RefSeq and is a predicted model, not a curated record.
CUCUCCACGGAUGUGUACAGGCAAUGCUUGUUUGGGGUUAUGAGUGCAUCCCUAUAUUGGCUGAGAGAGCAGGGAAAAUACGCCCCGAUGUAGAAGACUCGGUUGUUCCUCUUCUUAGGUGGACUUCAUCACGGUGUCGUUAUGUUUUCGAGACUCUUUUGGAGAUGGAUAAGAGUGAAACCGAGGAUCACAAGGUUCGGGUUAGACAUCUACUGGUGGUGAAGCCCUUGGAGGAAAUAUAUCCUGUCUGGGAAGGUGAACCCCGACGUGUAGACGUCGAUAUAAAGGUGCAUAACAUGAUAUGCGAUAUUCUGGAUGGAAGCUUGGAUGAGGGGUUCUGGGAAUCUCCCAAAACCGUAGGUGGCGAUGCAACAGGUGGCGCUUCAACAGUUCAGACGCCGAAACAGUCGAAGACGAAGUUGGAAACUCCACGCGUGGAGAAGAAAAAGAAAGAGAAGGUGAAAGAGGCUGAAGCAACGGAUUCAACUCCGAGAAGCAAAAGGAGAAGGGAAAGAGAGGCAAGGAAAGAAGAGAAGGAGAAAAAGAAACGUAAGAAGGAGGAUGAGGAAGAAGAUGAUGAUUUUAACUCGCCGGUGAAGCUACUAAAGGAUGCAAUUGAAGAAAAGAGAAAGGAGAAAAGGGAAAGAAAGGAAAGAAAAGAAAGAAAGGAGAAGGAAAGAGAGAAGGAAAGAGAGGAGCAGGAGAGAGAGAAGCAAAGAGAGAACGAGAGCAAGAAGAAAGAGCCCGCUGUGGAGAAGGAGGAUAGGACGAAUGAGAUCCUCAUGGCAAUCAAUGGUUUAUCAACGACGGUAGCAUUGCUAAACAACAAUGUCAGCAGUGCUGUAAUUCGUAUAGACCACCUGGAUAAGAGGAUUGCCGUUAUCGAGGAUAAACAUGAGGAGAAAGAGGAGGCCAUGGCGAAUUCUGGGAACAAUGUUGACAACGACCAUGGUAACAAUGAUAAUAAUUCCGGUGAUGCAGAAUCCAAAACCUCACCGAAAACCCCUAGAGCAAAGGCAUCUCCUCCAGCAGCAGCGCCAGUAGCAGGAACGUCAACGGGAGGUGGAGCAGGAACGGAACGGGGAGCUGUGGAAUAA